UGUCUGGACCUAUCCGUAUCACUGCGGCCCUUCAGACGCGCCUAAGAUCCCUCAACACUAACUAGACAGCUGUCAUCUUUCUGAGCUGCGCUCCAGUCUUCACUGCGCUUCGCACCGACAGCAGCUGAGAGCCGAGCUCUGGGUCUGAGUCUGGGUCUGGGUCUGUUGUUCUUUCUUUAUUUUGUUCCUUCUUCUUCUCCCUGGAGCAGCUUUCCUGCGUAGCUCGCUGUCUGUUGUAUUUACCGAUGUCUCACCCCGUCGUGAAUUCAGACGUGAAGAGCGCCUUGGAUAACAGUCCGGAGACUGAUAUCAGGGAUGAAGCGCAACAAGCGCCUCCGCCAAAGAACUACCUCCUUCUCACCAUCUUUACGUGCUUCUGUCCGGCCUACCCGGUCAACAUCGUCGCCUUGGUUUUCUCUGUAAUGUCCAUAAGCAGUUUUAACCAAGGAGACCGGGAGGGUGCUGAACGGCUGGGUCGGAAUGCCAAGUGGGUUGCCGUGGCGUCGGUGAUUAUCGGACUCCUAGUCAUUGCCAUCUACUGCACGGUUCACUUCACAACGCUGCUCAUUUAGGAAGCUGCCAGGCUGUCCUCAGGCAGACACACAGCUCGUUCAGUAGCCAGCCCUGGGGCCCAUGUGAACGCAUCGCUCUGUCUUGUUUUCUACCUGUCGAGCGGCUGUGUCGCCUCCUAGAGGGGGUCUGAGGAAGUCUGGAGAGACCCGAGUCAUUCUUGUGCCCAGACACAGCCAGCAACAUGAACAAUCGCCCCUCCGAGAUCUGAGCGCCAGAGGAUCCCCCUACUGAAGGACAUCUUUCUUACAAGGAUAUUUUAUUUCUGUAUUUGUUUUGUUUUUUUAAAAGGAUUUACCUGAAGACAGAGUGACUAUGAACAAGGUGGCAAUGGCAGUGAUUCUGUCUUUUCUUUUCUUUAUUUUUAAUACAAACCAGACUUUUAUCAUACACACAUGAGAAAUCAGAUAUACAACACAUUCAGAAUGGAAUGAGUACCAUGAUCAUUGUGAUGUGGGUCAGUAUUGUAGUAAUAUGUUUACCAAGGAAGUGCUGAGCUGGAAGUGCCUGAGGGCUUUUAAAAUGAAAAAGGGCUCGAUUUGAUCAAGCUAUCCACAGCUGGAGCUUAUUAGAGUAUAUUACAGAACUGGGGAGUUAGAGCAUAUUACAGAACUGGGGAGUUAGAGUAUAUUACAGCACUGGGGAGUUAGAGUAUAUUACAGCACUGGGGAGUUAGAGUAUAUUACAGAACUGAGGAGCUAGAGUAUAUUACAGAACUGAAGAGCUAGCCUGGAUUGCAUCAACGACCUAUUCUAAGUGGCAAACCCAGGGUUAACCACGGAUUGGUGGUUGAUCCAAUCUCAUGGGAUACCCCAGAGAACGCUGUAAUAUCAUCCAGCUGUGGGCUGUCCCGGAGGAGCACAGGUUAAUCAAAUCAACCCCUUAGUCUUACGCAAUGCUCUUGUAAGUGGGUCCCUGUCGGUCUUCCAUUAAAGUACAUUUGAUAGCAAAGAGGAUCGUAAUGCUGUAAUAAUCCCUCUGCUGCUUUGUAAGAUACAUGCAUAGUAUAUAAAUAUAAAACUACUUAUAAAUGGCAUGAUUGGAUUUCUGCAUUUCAUUUGUACAAUGUGUGAAAUUGUAUUGUGACACUGUGGGCCAUAUUUUCAGAGCGUUUACUUCAGUCUUGACUGAAGUCCUAUUUUUUUUUAAAGCAGUUGUAAAACGCCUCUUCAUUUUACACAACUAGAACCACACAACUAAGUGAAACCCUGCAACCCGAGCCCUCUUAAGCGCUCUCAGGGUGUUUUGGGUCUCAUGUUGUAACAUUAACAUGAUAUUUUCACCUUUAAAAAAAUAGGAGUUAAUGAAAGAAUGAAGGAAAGGCUUUUAAAACAGGGCCCUGUAGCCCUGUACAUACAUUCUGGAUACAUGUAUGUAAAGUAUUCCGUGCUGAUAUAUAUAUUGUGUGUGUGUGUGUGUGUGUGUAUAUAUAUAUAUAUAUAUAUAUAUAUAUAUAUAUAUAUAUAUAUAUAUAUAUAUACAGUAUUUAUUUGUUAAUUUAGUUAAUUUGGGCUAUCUGAUAUAAAAAGGUGCU
This is a messenger RNA of Acipenser ruthenus (sterlet), 2104 nucleotides long. Its product is annotated as transmembrane protein 233. Gene Ontology annotation, cellular component: membrane. Lineage: Eukaryota; Metazoa; Chordata; Actinopteri; Acipenseriformes; Acipenseridae. The coding region runs from base 246 to 572 and encodes 108 amino acids. The transcript is spliced from 3 exons. The record is from RefSeq and is a predicted model, not a curated record.